This is a messenger RNA of Puntigrus tetrazona (Sumatra barb), 403 nucleotides long. Its product is annotated as smoothelin-like protein 1. Bases 31 to 357 code for a protein of 108 amino acids. The record is from RefSeq and is a predicted model, not a curated record. The transcript is spliced from 3 exons. Gene Ontology annotation, biological process: actin cytoskeleton organization. Gene Ontology annotation, cellular component: filamentous actin; microtubule organizing center. Gene Ontology annotation, molecular function: protein binding. Lineage: Eukaryota; Metazoa; Chordata; Actinopteri; Cypriniformes; Cyprinidae.
GCUCAGCAGUUGGGGGCCCAAAUACCAAAGAUGUCAAACAGAUGCUGCUGGACUGGUGCCGGGUCAAGACUGAACCAUAUGAGCUGGGCAGACGGUCUAGCGUUUUGUGCCCUGGUGCACAGGUUCUUCCCAGAGGGCUUUGAAUAUUGCACUCUUGACCCCUAUGAUCGGAGAGCCAACUUUGAGAAGGCAUUCAAGACUGCAGAAACACUAGCUGACUGUCCUCGCCUGCUGGAUGUUGAUGACUUGAUGCGGAUGCAAGAGCCUGACUGGAAGUGCGUGUACACAUAUAUCCAGGAAUUUUACCGCUGCCUAGUAGUGAAAGGCCUCGUCAAGACUAAAAAGAAGAUGCCGUAGAAACGUUCAAAGUGUUAAUAAAAGACCAAAGAACUACAAAGGCACA